Molecule: messenger RNA, 4262 nt
Organism: Balaenoptera acutorostrata (minke whale)
Lineage: Eukaryota; Metazoa; Chordata; Mammalia; Artiodactyla; Balaenopteridae
Gene: ATXN2L
Product: ataxin 2 like
Exons: 23
Coding region: 208-3498 (1096 amino acids)
Biological process (GO): cytoplasmic stress granule assembly
Cellular component (GO): cytoplasmic stress granule
Molecular function (GO): RNA binding
Source: RefSeq, a predicted model, not a curated record
AGACCCCCUCCCCUUCCGCCUCGCGGCGCUUCGUCGCGCCGCGGUCUUCUCUCUCCACCCCCGACACCGCGGGGCUUGCCCCCGCCCGCCAACGGCGGGUCCCCAGCUUCCCAGUCCCCGUCGUUUCCCGCGCUCUCCGGCGGGGGCCCAGCCCCGGCUUCCUCUCUCCCUCCCUUCCCCCUAAUUCCCCUUCCGGACGCUGCCAUCAUGUUGAAGCCUCAGCCGCCACAACAGACCUCCCAGCCCCAGCAGCCGCCCCCCACGCAACAGGCCGUGGCCCGCCGGCCUCCCGGGGGCACCAGCCCUCCCAACGGCGGCCUCCCGGGGCCCCUGGCCUCCACCUCGGCUCCCCCAGGGCCUCCCGCCGCUGCUUCCCCCUGCUUGGGGCCUGCAGCCGCUGCCGGGAGCGGGCUCCGCCGGGGAGCUGAGGGCAUCUUGGCGCCGCCGCCGCCGCAGCAGCAACAUCAGGAGAGGCCAGGGGCAGCGGCCAUCGGCAGCGCCAGGGGACAAAGCACAGGAAAGGGACCCCCACAGUCACCGGUGUUUGAGGGUGUCUACAACAAUUCCAGAAUGCUGCAUUUCCUUACAGCUGUUGUGGGCUCCACUUGUGAUGUAAAGGUAAAGAAUGGUACCACCUAUGAAGGUAUCUUCAAGACGCUGAGCUCAAAGUUUGAACUGGCAGUAGACGCUGUGCACCGGAAAGCAUUGGAGCCAGCAGGUGGCCCUCGUCGGGAAGACAUUGUGGACACCAUGGUGUUUAAACCAAGUGAUGUCAUGCUUGUCCACUUCCGAAAUGUUGACUUCAAUUAUGCUACUAAAGACAAGUUCACUGAUUCAGCCAUUGCCAUGAACUCGAAGGUGAAUGGGGAGCACAAAGAGAAGGUGCUUCAGCGCUGGGAGGGGGGCGACAGCAACAGCGAUGACUACGACCUGGAGUCUGACAUGUCCAAUGGAUGGGACCCCAAUGAAAUGUUCAAGUUCAAUGAGGAGAACUAUGGCAUAAAGACCACCUAUGACAGCAGUCUCUCUUCUUACACGGUGCCCUUAGAGAAGGACAACUCAGAAGAAUUUCGUCAGCGGGAGCUGCGUGCAGCCCAGUUGGCUCGAGAGAUUGAAUCGAGCCCCCAGUACCGCCUGCGGAUCGCCAUGGAGAACGAUGACGGGCGCACCGAGGAGGAGAAGCACAGUGCAGUUCAGCGACAGGGUUCAGGGCGAGAGAGCCCCAGCUUGGCAUCUAGGGAGGGAAAGUAUAUCCCUCUACCCCAACGAGUUCGGGAAGGUCCCCGGGGAGGAGUUCGAUGCAGUAGUUCUCGGGGUGGCCGGCCUGGCCUUAGCUCUUUGCCACCUCGUGGCCCUCACCAUCUUGACAAUAGCAGCCCUGGCCCAGGUUCUGAGACACGCGGUAUCAAUGGAGGCCCUUCCCGCAUGUCCCCUAAGGCACAGCGGCCUCUGAGAGGUGCCAAGACUCUGUCUUCCCCCAGCAGCAGGCCUUCUGGAGAAGCUUCUGUUCCACCUCCUCCUGCAGGCCGGAUGUACCCCCCACGCUCUCCCAAGUCAGCUGCCCCUGCCCCAAUCUCAGCUUCCUGUCCUGAGCCUCCCAUCGGCUCAGCAGUACCGACCUCUUCAGCUUCCAUCCCCGUGACAUCGUCAGUUGGGGAUCCUGGAGUAGGCUCCAUUUCCCCAGCUUCUCCAAAGAUCUCACUGGCACCCACAGAUGUAAAAGAACUCCCAGCCAAGGAACCUGGGAGAACGCUGGAGUCCCAGGAGCUGUCCCGGAUAGCAGGGAAAGUCCCUGGCCUUCAGAACGAGCAGAAACGCUUUCAACUGGAAGAACUGAGAAAAUUUGGGGCCCAGUUUAAGCUUCAGCCCAGUAGCUCCCCUGAGACCAGCCUGGAUCCUUUUCCUCCCCGGAUCCUAAAGGAGGAGGCCAAAGGGAAGGAGAAGGAGGUUGAUAGUCUUUUGGCUUCAGAGCCCAUGGGGUCCCCUGUUUCCUCCAAGACAGAAUCCAUAUCAGAUAAGGAGGACAAACCACCCCUGCCACCAGCAGGAGGCGCCGAAGGGCCGGAUCAGCCCCCACCGCCUUGCCCAAGCCAAAACAGUAGCCCCCCAGUGGGCCUCAUCAAGGGAGAUGACAAGGAUGAGGGCCCUGUUGCUGAACAAGUGAAGAAGUCAACACUGAACCCUAAUGCCAAGGAGUUCAAUCCCACUAAGCCCCUGCUGUCUGUGAAUAAAUCCACCAGUACUCCAACUUCUCCUGGGCCCCGGACUCAUUCAACUCCCUCCAUCCCGGUGCUGACAGCAGGCCAGAGUGGGCUAUAUAGCCCCCAGUACAUUUCCUACAUACCUCAGAUCCACAUGGGACCAGCUGUUCAGGCACCUCAGAUGUAUCCAUAUCCUGUGUCCAACUCAGUGCCUGGACAGCAGGGCAAGUACCGGGGAGCAAAAGGCUCCCUGCCCCCCCAGCGCUCGGACCAACACCAGCCAGCCUCAGCCCCUCCGAUGAUGCAGGCCGCCGCCGCUGCUGGCCCCCCUCUGGUGGCUGCCACACCUUAUUCUUCCUACAUCCCCUACAAUCCACAGCAGUUCCCAGGCCAGCCCGCCAUGAUGCAGCCCAUGGCCCACUACCCCUCGCAGCCGGUGUUUGCCCCCAUGCUUCAAAGCAACCCACGCAUGCUGACGUCGGGGAGCCAUCCCCAGGCCAUUGUGUCAUCCUCCACCCCUCAGUACCCUUCUGCAGAGCAGCCCACCCCCCAAGCCCUUUAUGCCACUGUUCACCAGUCCUAUCCACACCAUGCCACGCAGCUCCAUGCCCACCAGCCGCAGCCGGCCACCACGCCUACUGGGAGCCAGCCGCAGUCCCAGCAUGCAGCCCCCAGUCCCGUCCAGCACCAGGCGGGGCAGGCCCCACACCUGGGCAGUGGACAGCCACAGCAGAACCUGUACCACCCAGGGGCCCUGACAGGCACGCCGCCUUCUCUGCCGCCGGGACCUUCUGCGCAGUCCCCUCAGAGCAGCUUCCCCCAGCCAGCCGCUGUGUAUGCUAUCCAUGCCCACCAGCAGCUGCCCCACGGCUUCACCAACAUGGCCCAUGUUACCCAGGCCCAUGUCCAAACUGGAAUCACAGCAGCCCCGCCCCCUCACCCUGGGGCUCCCCACCCGCCCCAGGUGAUGCUGCUGCACCCACCCCAGAGCCAUGGGGGCCCCCCCCAAGGCGCGGUGCCCCAGAGUGGGGUGCCUGCACUCUCAGCUUCCACACCCUCACCCUAUCCCUACAUCGGACACCCCCAAGGUGAGCAGCCUGGCCAGGCGCCUGGAUUUCCAGGAGGAGCCGAUGACAGGAUUCUAUGUAGGGUGGGCAGAAGCCACAGUCGCCGCCGCCAGGGGCUUGCUCCUGGCUCUGUCCUUUGCUUCCCUCCGUCCUCGCUCAGUUGUGAUCCAGCAGCCCCCCUCCCCACUGCCUCCCCAGCUCUCAGUGACCCCGACUGUCUCCUGACUUAGCCGAGGUAAGGUCAGCGCAGCAGACAGGGCCAGGCUGGGGUGUGGGGGGCUGAGCUGGGCACAUGAGGAAGGGCUCUGGCUCACUGGGAAACGGCGAUUGAUCUGUGCUUCUGACAGCCCCAUGAGACACCUUGAGGAGGCGCUUCUACCAGCACUGCCCCACACCCCGCACUGGACGGCACUGGAUGCAGGGACAGCUGCUUGGGUUCUAAUGCUCCUGCUCUCUUCUCUUUCCCCUCCAACCAGUUCAAUCUCAUCCCUCCCAGCAGCUCCCCUUCCACCCCCCGGGGAACUGAAGAUUGUCCUGGCCGCGACCUGAGACCUCCAUGAGUGGAGGGAAGAGUGACCUAUGUCUCUUCCCCCAGCAGCUCGGACCAGUCCCAGCCCCCCAGUCCCCUUUUCCCCCCCGGGGGCGGGGGGAGCUGGGGAAUUCCUGCCAAGCACCUUGAAUGGGAAGGGCCUCAAAGUGGGCAGGGCCGGGGUCCAGCGGGGGUGGGGGGUUCCUGCUCUGCCCCUGCCCAUCCCCACCCCAUCUUGCCCUUCCAUCCUCUCAUCUAUCCCCCCCGCUGGAGACGAAGAUCUUUUAUUUUCUAUUAUUUAUAACCUCAGACUUGGGCCCCCUGUUCUUUCUUCCCCAUUAACUUGAAUGACCUGCGUGAGAGACACAGAUGCCCCACAAGGAUGGUUGGACAAGGACUUUUACUUUUUAUUACAUAAAAAUAUUUAAAAAAAAUUAAAAAAAAUAAAAUUUUAAACUAACUUAA